Anolis carolinensis (green anole) is the source of this 4045-nucleotide messenger RNA. It is a transcript of the gene b3gntl1, whose product is annotated as UDP-GlcNAc:betaGal beta-1,3-N-acetylglucosaminyltransferase like 1. The record is from RefSeq and is a predicted model, not a curated record. The coding region runs from base 1126 to 2397 and encodes 423 amino acids. Lineage: Eukaryota; Metazoa; Chordata; Lepidosauria; Squamata; Anolidae. The transcript is spliced from 13 exons.
UCUACUCCUCCUCCUAGAGGAAGACGCGAGGAGGGCGAGAGCAGCGCGUGGUCGGGACUCCUCCAAAACUGAGGGAGGGGGCCAGGGAGCUUGGGCUGGACUGUUCCAUUCGUGCCGCGACGGCGGGAGGAGCUUGGGCUGGACUGUUCCAUUCGUGCGGAGUAGAGUGAAGCCCUCCUCCCUCUGGUUGUGCCCCCCCGCUCUUUCUUCCUUUCUAUCUCAUUCCCUUCCUAUUCUUUUUCCUGUCGCCCCCUCAUUCAUUCUUCAUAUCCCCAUUUCCAGGUUAUUCAUUACACUCUCCCCUUGCAAUGAUGUAUCUCCCCUUUCCCUCUCCCCAGGGAUAGCUCCCCUCCCAUGCUUUGAAAGGCUUUUCCUUUCCUGCAGUGUCUUGCCUUCACUUUCACCCCAGGGCCUUUCCAGACAGGCCCUAUAUCCCAGGAUCUGAUCCCAGGCUUUCUAUUUAUCCCAGAUUAUCUGGCAGUGCGGACUCAUAUAAUCCAAUUUAAAGCAGAAAACCUGGGAACAGAUCCUGGGAUAUAGGGCCUGUCUGGAAGGGAUGUUUCAUAGACUGCUGAAGCAUUAAGGAAUCUUUUGAGUAUAUUUUUAAAAUCUGAGAAAGAACUUCCUGCAUGUACUCCUUGAGCCAUUAUGUUAAAUGGCUUUCUGGCUUAUCCUCGUUUAGCAUAGUCCUUUGCAUGGCCACUUUCCCUGAAUUUUUUAAAUAGGUUUUUUUUUUAAUUCAGGAGAAAAAAACCUAAUAAAAGAUCAAUACAGCAGGAAGCAACCUUUAAUUUUUUUUCAUGUCAGGAGCGACUUGAGAAACCACAAGUCACUCCUGGUGUGAGAGAAUUGGCCGUCUGCAAGGACGUUGCCCAAGGGAAGCCCAGAUAAACCUCCUUGUGGGGGACUUCUCUCAUGUCCCGCAUGGUGAGCUGGAGCUGACAGAGGGAGCUCACCCCCUCUCCCCAGAUUCAAACUACCGACCUGUUUGUCAACAGUCCUGUCUGCACAAGGGUUUAACCCAUUGCGCCACUGAGGGAGCCUCCUUUUAAAUAAUAUAUAUUGCUAAAACUGUGCAGUUAUCUAGCCAGCGCCUUUUUUGAGCUCAAUGGGUGGCAGUUGGUGAUGGAUGCCACAGAGAAGAUCCCUAGAGGAAAUGGCAGCUCACUGGCCUUUUCCCGAGAAGCAGGCGCACCUUCUGCACUCCCCGAGUGCCAGCAUCCGGCCCCUCCAUCACUUCCCUUGUUGCAAUCCAUUGCACCUUCGAAUAGGGAAGGCAGAGGAAACGGUGUCAUUGAGGUGUCGGUAAUUCUGCCAGUUUACAAUGCUGAAUGUUGGCUUGAUGAAUGUUUGAAGUCCGUUCUGGAACAAGAUUUCCAAGGAUCCUUUGAACUCUCUGUCUUUAAUGAUGCUAGUACGGAUAAUUCAGUACGUAUAAUAGAACACUGGAAAGUCAUUUUGGAAGAUGUGGGGAUUCAGGUAGUGCUUGGAGGAAAUACUUCAUCUCAGCCUUCUGGAGUUGGUUUUGCUAAAAAUCAGGCAAUAGAUCAGAGUUCGGGGACCUACCUCUGCUUUCUGGAUUCUGAUGAUGUUAUGAUGCCCCAGCGAAUAAAGCUGCAAAGGGAAGCUGCUAUCAAACAUCCAAAAAGUAUUAUAGGUGGCCAAAUUAAGAGAGAGCCUUUGGAGGCAACUGAGCGAUACACAAGGUGGAUCAAUAAUCUAACACAGGAGCAACUCCUUACUCAGAUUUUCACAUCUCAUGGACCAACUGUAAUUAUGCCAACAUGGUUCUGUUCCCGAGAAUGGUUUUGUCAUGUGGGCAAAUUCGAUGAAGGAGGAAAGGGUACUCCAGAAGAUUUGCUGUUCUUUUAUGAACACCUUCGGAAAGGUGGUGGAGUUUAUCGAGUUGACCAGUGCCUUCUUCUCUACCGUUACCACCCGCAGGCAGCCACUCAUUCAGUCCUAGAGCAGUUAGGCCAUAAAAAGACCCAACAUGAGCCAAAGAAACACAGCCCAGAAGGCAAUGACCAGCACUUCUUCAUCAGUCAAGGAAGCAGUCAAUGCAUUAAAAUAUAUUUUAGAGUGGGAGGUGUUGAUAAAAUUUCCACUGAGAUUGAGAAAGUGUGGCACAAGGGAGACCAUCUGGGUACAUCUCCAGCUAAUCAGAAAAAGGUAGUUGCAUUUUGUGAUGUGGAUAAAAAUAAAAUUGCAAAAAGAUUUUACACCUAUGAAGACUCUAAGGAAAUCCCCAAACCCAGGAUUCCUGUCUUACAUUUCAGAGAUGCUUCACCACCUUUCAUUAUUUGUGUAAAACUGGAUCUGACAGGCGGACAGUUUGAGGAAAAUCUGAACCUGUUGGAACUGAAAGAAGGAGUGGAUUAUUACCAUUUUAACUGAAGCACACUGGAAAACGCUUCAUUGCAAAAAGGAUCACUAAAAAUGUUUGUAUGGGUUUGAUGUUUACAGAAUAAUAAUGGCAAUGAAUCCUGCUUCAAGAUGCCUUUCCAUGAAGAAACAUUAAUGAAAGCAUAAGUUACUCUGUUUCAUGGCUGAAUGCAUGGGAGCAACAAGGGGGGGGGGGUCACUGUAGGAAGCAGAAUGACAGCAAAUAUUAGUAUAUAAUCCUUGAAAAAUCUCUUCUCUGCUUUCCUUUCAUUGUAUGGAGUGGUUCCCUAUUUUAAUAAAAGGAUUGAAGGACAUUGUAUCUUCCUCUGGGGUGAAGAAUCCUUGACCUUCAAGAUGUUUUAGACUUCCAGUUCCUGGAAACUUCAGUGAGCAUAAAUAGUGAUAAGGGAUUGGGAGGACUUGCCCAAAACAUCUGGAGGGCCAAAGAUUUAUUACUUUUGUCUUGAAGAAUCAGGGAAGGCCAGAUCCUGCUAGUAGAUCCAUUAUCACUUAUUGGGGGGGGGGGGGUUCUAAAUUAACAAGUUACCAUCUUGCUCCAGAUGUUCAGUGAACGUUCUGGCUACUUUUUGACAUAACCAAAGCCAGUUGUGAUAUUUUUAAACCCCAUCUUAUAACCAAUGUCAAGGCAUUUUUCAACUUUUGUCACUUUACACGAUCAAUCUGGUGGUGAUGUGGCAUAGCCAAUUCUCUUUGCAUUAUUUGUCAGAAUGAAAUGCAGCCCCAUAAAUUCCAAGUGGUGCUUUAACAACUUACAGGGAGUCAAGAGGACUCAAGGGCCACACACUUUCUCCAGCACUGGCAAGAACAGCUGGGCUCUCCCACAAAUAAAAUCUGUCAUGCUUUGUUAUGCAACUGGUUCCUAUGCAGGGGGUUAAGAGGCCCAACGUUAGAACAUCCUCUGGCAGGAUGAGAAGCAGGAGUUUUACAACUGGAACAUACAGUAGUUUGUAAUAAAGAUGUAUAAAACCAGCCUCCAUUAUGCUGUUGCCUUAGGGACAGCAAAUUCACCAGGCAGUUAUGGUAUUCUCUUCUUCUGUUUUGAAGUUGGCUGUGAUAAUGGCGAAAACUUUGCAUAUUAUUACUAGAAGUUUAUUUGCAUCAGAUGUCUAUAGGUAGAAAUGGCAAAAGGGCAGUAUGACAUCACUAAAAUGAAAAGUCUGCAGGGGGGGAAAAUCACACUGGUGCCAUAAAGAAAUAUGUUUUAUGCUGUAAAAACAGCUCUUCGGAUACACAUUUUUCUACAUCUCGAAAAAGAAGGGAGAAACAUAGCCUUCUUCAUGGGAUGCUGAGCACAACAUCUGAUUGUGAUUUUAAUAUUAGACAAUGGUGGCACUUUUGUUAGGACUGCAGAAAAGGGGCAAGGAAAGGCAAUCUAGAUUUUCAACCUCCAGGCCUUUUCCACCUUUCUGCUGCCAUGGCAUAACCAAUUGCAAGAGUCCAGGUGAAGAAUUUAUAUUAUUUUAUCAAAUUUUGUAGAUGUGAUUUUGAUUGUGCUGUUUUAUUCUGCUUCUGUCAUACACCCCAUUUGCAUCUUUUACAUGUGUUGAAUUUCUACAAACUGGGCAAGAAAUGUAACAUGAAAGGAUUGUAUAUUUUUGUAAGUAUUGACAUACCUAUAAUAAAUCAGACAAGAGUUGUA